Molecule: messenger RNA, 2494 nt
Organism: Cygnus atratus (black swan)
Lineage: Eukaryota; Metazoa; Chordata; Aves; Anseriformes; Anatidae
Exons: 14
Coding region: 56-1939 (627 amino acids)
Biological process (GO): telomere capping
Cellular component (GO): shelterin complex
Source: RefSeq, a predicted model, not a curated record
CGGCGGGGCCCGGCCGCGGUUUCUCUUCCUGGGCCACGGCGGUGGCGGGCGGGCUAUGGCGGCGGCCGCUUGCUCUGGCGGGGCGGCCGCGACGCCGGGGGCCAGGUUCGUGUACGAGAGCAAGAACUUGUCCGCCCCCAAGGUGUACGUCCUGCAGCCGUGGAUCGCGAGCCUGCUGGUGAACUACGAGCAGCGGGACGCCAGCGGGGACCUGCUGGCGGGGCAGGUGCUGCGGGUUUUGAGUGACUCAAGUGCUCCAGACCAAGCUGGAGCACUCCAAGAUGCUGAACUACAAGUCUCAGAUGGGUCCUACUACAUCCGAGUGGUCAUUACAGCUGAAGCUCUGCGGGCGGAAGAAAACACCCACAUUCAUCUCAGACUUUCCAGCCUCGUUUGUAGAAUUAUCGUCUUGCAAAAGUACACAGUGUGUUUCCGGGAGGAGGCCAAGCUGGAGGACUGUGAGUUUUAUCUCACCGCCCAUCAGUUCAUCGUGCUGCCCAUGGAGAGACAGAGGAUGGAUUCGUCAAACGGGAACCACGAGCCCUCUGUGCUACAGAAGAUAAAGGAGCUCUGGCUGAGGAGUCUCUCUCUGGGGACUGCUCCCAGCUCAGAGCCAUCCAUCUCACAGCUGAUUGAUGUGAUAGGACAGAACCAGCUUGAGACUUUGAAGGAAAGUGCUGAGGAAUGCUUGGAUUUACAGGUGUCCAAAGAGACAGAGAAGGACAAGCUUCCUGUGACGCAGUGGGAGGCAGAACUCAAGAAAGAGCCACGUGAGGACAUCUUCGUGGUCCCAGCCAACGUCCUGGUAAUCCCUCCUGAGGAGGGGGUGGUUGAUGGCGAUGCUUCUAAGGCAGAUGCAUGUGGAGCAUCUUCUGAGAAAAGCAGCUAUGACAGGACGGUGCCAGGCGACCAGACUGUCAUGUCGCAGCCCAGCUCUGCAGAGUCAACAGUGGUGUCAGGGAGCUCAGAGGCAUCGCUGGACAAUCCUUGGAACAUGCUUCCCACGAUGUCUUUAACUCUGACCUCUUCAGAAGAGCAGUCCUUUCAGCACAGUUCUCCGUGCAGGCCGGAGGCCCAGCAGGAUGUGGCUGCUGACAGCAACACCCCUGACCUGCUGGAAUCGUGUAGCCGUGACUCUCCCCAGGGCUUGCUGCAGGCUGACCCGGUGCAGACUUCAUCUCCCUCGCUGCUCUCCUCGUAUGGCAGUAUCAGUCCUGUGAAGGCUGGCACGAGCCGGGCAACAUCAGCUGCAGAGGCAGCCUACACCUCCCCCUGUGCUGCUCGAGGCCCGCUGGUGUCAGGGGACUCCCAGGCCAACCUGCCGUCUCUCUCUCCAGCUUUUCCUGUCCUGCCCGGCAGCCACCUAGUAUCCCAUACCGAAGGGGUGCCUCACCGGGAGCAGGCAGACUCCAGUGGCACAGCUUUCCCUCCAGACAUGCUGAAGCAUCACCUGGCUCAUGCCAGGACCCAGGGAGGAGAAGCCCCAGAGGAGGGCAGGAAGGCCGCGGGUGCCAAGAGGAAGCUGUUGGUGGGAGGUGGCCUGGCACUGCCUGGCGGGCGUAGGUCCCUCAGUGGACUGCAGCAGAAGCAGCCUCGACGAGGUGCCUCGUGGGGCGCAGGGGGGGAGGUGCGCAGGAAGCUGGAGUCCAUGAGCACAGAGGGAGCAAAGAAGAUCAGAAGGGAGGAGCACAGGCCACAACGCAGAGAGGAGUCCCCAGAGGAGGAAGAGGAGGAAGAGCAGGCAACCUCAGUGAGCGGCCCCAGCUCCAGGCCAGAGCAGCACAGAGUUCUGCAGCCGUACGUGAAGGAGAGGCCGCUCCAGUACAAAUACAAGGCCCCAAGCCCUGAGCUCUGUGAGCAAAUAAGAUCUGUCAGGAUCUCCGAGGCAAUGCUGAAGUGGGCGUGCUGGAUUCUCACAGACAGGGACGUGGAUGCCUGAGCUGAGACCACCUGGAGCCCAAGUGUGCUCUGAGCAGCCUCUUGUCUCAUUUCUUGAUCGGUUCAGCAAACUGCAUGGGAAGAGUAGGUGGGGGGAGGGUGAGGGGACCAAGACCCCCGUCCCUAAGGGGGGGGGCUGGCCUGGAUCCAGAGACCCUGGGUCUAGCGCGGCCAGGGACAUGACCUGCUGGAGGCCAGCACCCCCAGCCCAAAGAGGGGGAAGGCAUCUGUUCAGGGACGCUGGAGCGCAUGAGCUGGGCUCACUCCCACCUCAGUACCAUGCUGUUCCUGUGAUGUUCCUAUCACAGCUUGGAGCAAACAGCCUGGCCUGGCACACAGGAACAAGAGGGAGCAGUUCCCCCUGUACCGUGGGUAGAUACAGUUACAAGGCCCUGGCACCUGCUCCCUGUCCCAAAGCCAGUGCAGUAGUUUGGACAUGUAUCGAUUGGUUUUGGUAGGGUUCUGCACAGUUUGUUAAAAAAAAUAUCCUGCAAGGUUAUGCUGUAGAAAUUAAAAAUAAAAGUCAUAUAUUUUUUAAAUACACAGCUCUUGUAUU